AGAUUGGAAAGUGGAAACGCUUUUUAAAGCACCAUGAGCAUGAGGUCGUGGACCAUAGAUCAAACCCGUCCAGUACUUUCCUUUUCCUCCGAUCUCCUGCGAGUCGCGACAAAUUCGCUCACAGAAGGGAAUAAAAUAAUCGAAAAGCAAUCCUAAGAAUACCAGGGUGCGCAUUUACACACCCAGCUCUACUUAGAGCCACACGAAGGGGAGCUUCCAGGAACCCGACAAUGGAACGCAAAGCCUAUGACCUCUUCUGUAUAUAAGAAGAGGUCACUGACUCAGUUGGUUCGCCCUAUCGAAUUCCUUCGUGGUUCGUAUUUGGGAGUUCACUGACUCAACCCACCAACAAACGACCCUCACCCACAGUUAGAGAGUAGUCACCCUUCCUCUCUCGGACGCCAUGGAAGCAAUCUACACUUAUUCUUCACCUUCGACGUCGUCGAGCGACUCGUCUGAGUCUGAGUCUUCUCAUCCUGGUAAUAAGCAGAUGGGAUCGACAAAGAAGUCGGAGAGGAUCAAAGGACCUUGGAGCACCGAAGAAGACAAGAUCCUGACCCGACUCGUCAACCGACACGGCGCCCGAAACUGGUCUCUCAUAAGCCGCUACAUACCAGGCCGGUCAGGUAAAUCGUGUCGGCUCCGAUGGUGUAACCAACUCAGCCCAAAUGUCGAGCACCGUCCGUUUUCUCCAGCCGAGGACGAGACCAUCUUGGCGGCACAUGCCAGUUACGGCAACAGGUGGGCCACCAUCGCUAGGUUGCUCCCUGGUCGGACCGAUAAUGCCGUGAAGAAUCACUGGAACUCUACGCUUAAGAGGAGGCAAAGGGAACAACCAGUCGAAGAUAACAAUGGUGGUCGGAGCUUGGAAUCUGGGUCCUCGUCGGAGACGAAACCGGACCCACCGACUACUCUGACACUUGCGCCGCCUGGCGUCAGUUGUUCGUUGCCGGAGAGGCGGAUGGAGAAUUUUUCUUCAGAGUUCUGGGAUAUGAUGAGGGAGGUUAUUGCCAAAGAGGUGAGGAAUUAUGUGUCUUCAUCGCUGGCUGAAACAGCAGGGUUUCCGUAGGCCAUAGCCGUAAGAGGAGUGAAAGAUCGUAAUUGCCAAAGAACGUCAUUUCUGCCUCAGAACUGAGUUGGGGUUAAUUAAUUGUAGAUCGUAAUAGCCAGCUAUGAAUAUCAUGGAAAGCAGAGAAAAAGAAAAGUCUCUUCUUUUGAAACUGGCAGCCACAAGCAAUGCAAACUCUAGUCCUCUCCUCCAAAAUGAAAACUGCAAUGUCUGUAAAUGAGUAAAUCGAAGUUUUCUUCUGUGAAUUCUUCUUAUAAAUCCUUUUUCAAUGGAAACUGCAAUGCGGGAAGAAUCAACGAUUUCUUUCUUUUUCAUAUAUAAUAGCAUCGGGAAAUUUGUUGUUAUUUGUUUGUGGGAUGCUCCGCCGUGUAAAUGCUAAUCAGCGGAGAUGAGAGGGUUUUUAUUUAUGAAAUUAAACGUGUGGUCCAUCCCACCAGUUAAUCUA
This is a messenger RNA of Nelumbo nucifera (sacred lotus), 1514 nucleotides long. RefSeq names its product transcription factor MYB105-like. Gene Ontology annotation, cellular component: nucleus. Gene Ontology annotation, biological process: regulation of DNA-templated transcription. Lineage: Eukaryota; Viridiplantae; Streptophyta; Magnoliopsida; Proteales; Nelumbonaceae. The record is from RefSeq and is a predicted model, not a curated record. Gene Ontology annotation, molecular function: RNA polymerase II cis-regulatory region sequence-specific DNA binding; DNA-binding transcription factor activity, RNA polymerase II-specific.